AUGGCCACUACCAACAACACUUGGCCACCUGCUCUCAAGUCAGUCCGAUCAUCACCCAUCACCAGCCAUGACGACCCACUGACGUUCCUUCUCACCCCCCGCGUUUGGGUUCAUUCCACCCUUCCUCUCGUCAUUCGCCGCUCUGGCCCCAUCUCCACACUCCCUGUAGAGCCUUUGUCAACGACACAUUCGCGAAAUGCACCGACAAUAACCGUCCCGCGGUCGAGCGGGAGCUCAAGGCGCUCAUCUUUGACGCCUUCAAGCGCAGCAAAGAGGAGCUCUGGAACAUUGACUGGUCAAAGGUCGAGCUGGAGAGGUGAGUCGACGGACAGGCCCAGCUCUUAUGACUCUGCUGACCCGGUCCUUCCUUCAUCACAGCCUCAAACCACCGUCCAAGAAGCGCAAGUGAGUCCGGCGCACAUGAGACCGCCCAUAUGCCCUCCCUCCCUCCCCACACGCACUAGACUGACCUCACCUCUACGUGUUCCCAGAAUCGCUCACAAAGCUUCUUCCAUCGUCCACUCGUCACCCGCAUCCUACGGCAUCACCCAUGGCCUCGAAAACCAUCGCCGAGAGGAACGAGCUCGGCGCUUCAACAAUGGUUCCCCGCUCGGCAACGGCGUCGCAUCCACUUCUUCCUCUUUUGCAGCGAACCCACCCGGGCGAUUGGCCCAGGCAGGCGUCAACCCUUUGUUUCACAGCUCGACGCCCGAGCCGGAUAGCGUGUAUGACCCGGUGCGUUUCUCUCGUGGGGCAGAGGUGUCCGAGCAUGGACUCAUCUUCGGCUCGUCCCUCAGAACGUCAUCGAUUGGGAUCAUCAUACCAUCGUCGGUACCAGCACCGUACUCGAGAAGCGCUUCCUGCGCCUGACCUCCGUAAGACCAUGACGUACCCAAGAGUCAAGAUCUGCUGUUGACGCCGUUCCUUAUGUCUCUUGCAGGUCCCUGAUCCUUCGACAAUACGACCUCUGCCGGUAUUGAAAAAAAGCUUUGAGGUGCUCAAACGAAAGUGGAAGGAUGGCGAGGUGACCUACCCGUGGAUUUGCGACCAGUUCAAGAGUAUGCGACAGGACUUGACCGUGAGUGUGGUCGGUCCGGCCAGCCUUUCAGGCCACUUGAGUUGAUUUUGCUUAUCCCGCCGAUCACACUGCGCAGGUGCAACGAAUAAAGAACGAGUUCGUCGUCCAAGUUUACGAGAUCCACGGUCGACUAGCACUGGAGAAUGUGGGUCCACAACACGUCUUCCAUUAACUCUGUCGAAGCGAGACUGAGACCGUGUUGAGGGUCCAUAGGGCGAUUUGGGCGAGUUCAAUCAAUGCCAAGGCCAGCUGCGCGAUCUGUUCAAGUUGGGGAUACCCGGCCACCGAGAAGAGUUCCUCGCUUACCGCAUCCUGUACCUGCUCUAUUCCCGGAAUCGAGCCGGUGAGUCUCAGCUCGUGCAAUGCCGUUCAUGGGAAACUGAGCUAAUCGCUAACCCCUUCCGCAGAACUCAACGCCACACUAGGUAGCCUGACACCUGAAGACACCAAGCAUAAAGCGGUUGCGCACGCACUCGCGGUCCGGCUCGCUUCGUCGCAAGGCAACUAUGCCAAAUUUUUCCGGUUGUUCAAGUCCGCGCCGGGGAUGAACGGCUACCUGAUGGAUCCGAUGGUCGAUCGAGAACGGGUCUCUGGCUUGGUUCUGUUGACGAAAAGGUGGGCAGGCGGCUCGAGGACACCCACCAAUCAGGAGGGGACUGACUUUGUUCCCCCUUUUUCUCACCCACCAGCUACCUGGAUAUUGAGCUCACUUUUUUAGCAUCGCAGUUCGCUUUCCAGAAAUCGGUUAAAGGCCCCAACAACACCUACAUCGAAGUCGACGACCUCGACGAUCUCAUCGCCUUCUUGACCAAACACAACGCCAGUCAAUUUAAACCUUUCACACCGGGGACGCCGGAUGCGAACAAACGAUUGGAUUGUAAGACCGUGCAAGGGAGUUUGCAACUCGCUUUGGCCAAGUUCACCAAGGUCGAUAUCAAAGGGCAGGUGUAGGACCUGCUCGUUUUUGAUCACGCAUCUCUCGUCUGGCGUCGAUGCGCCCUUUUCCCAUCCUCUUCCUCUUCUCUUGCCCCUCCUUGUCACGUUCUGGCGACUGAUCGGUCAGUUCUGCCUCCAACGGAUACGGAUCACGAAUAGCCUUCCCGACCCCCUAUAUUCGUCUUUCUAUGCUUCAUUUGUUUUUGGUUGGACUCCCCUCGUCCCCUUGCCGCUCGCCGCCUCGCCGUGGCCGCGUGAUCCCGCAUCAUCUAGCAUUUUUUUUAAUUUAUCUUCAGAGUAGUACUUGUUACCUCUCGUAUUUGUCUUUUCUGUGUUUCUGGACCACUGCAACGCGCAAACUCAGAACUUUACGUUUCGACGUUCUCUGAGCGGUGUGACGUAGACGAUGUGUGACGUCGACGGUUUCAAACGCUGCUGGGCGCGGCGCGGCGCGUUCGUAUCUCGGUGGAGCACCGUUCGAGUUGGAUCUGCCCCUGACCUGCAUUGCUUCAUUAACGGAGCAGGGGCUACGCCGGAUCGUCUCACCAGCGGUCGUACCAGACGACCCAUCAUACCACGAUAGAAUGAGCGAACCCUCCCCAUCGGCGUCGUCAUCUACGGUUGUAAGAGGAGGAGGAGGAGGAGGACCUAUCGGAACUUCGUCCGGAUCUGCCACUCCCCCGCCCCCCACAAACAGUCGAACGACGAGUCCGAGUCCCAAUCCCAAUACAGGAUCGCUCGGUCGUUCCUCGGCCCGUCGAACGCUGCGCCAAUCAUCGAACGAGAUCCUCUCCGCUCAUCCGUUAUUGGCUUCCCCACCACCUCACCAAACCGAGCUCAAUCUCGGCGCUUCAACUGGACCCGGAAACGGGACUGGUCCACUAGGAGCUGUCGCGGGGGGUGGUGUAGGGGGGACUUAUCCUGUUUAUUCAAGAUCGACAACGACCGGUUCCGGUAUGCCUACUAGGACGAGUUCGUUGCAUCAGGACGAUGGCUCGUCGACGAUGGGCGAUACGUUACCUUCGAGUCCGUUGACGACCGCUGCUCCGCCGUUGGUUUCUCGUCCUUCGAAUUCGACCUUACCUUAUGCAAGACCGUCGGCCAGGAUCCAGGAUUCUUCUUCGUCUUCAAUGACGCCGACCACUCGAGCUUACGCCCGUUCGAUCAGUGAGGCGCAGGAGAAGUUGCAAGGCCAACAACUCAAAGCUGAGGUCCAGGCGUUGGGAUUGGGUAACGAUUCGGUCGGCGCGAUGAUGGUGAAUAGGUUGGUGGGCGCGUUCGCAAAAGGGAAGAAGGCGGACUGGAGUGGUGUGUUGGGAGCUUUGACGGGGAACGAAAGGGUGGGUGUUUAAAUCAAAUGGAAGAACGGGGCUGAUUUUUUGGUGUGUUCGCGGGUAACUGAUCGACUUCUCAAUGUGUCUCAGGCCGUCCUCCUCUUGCCGGCGGAAAAGAUUCCGAGUAAUACGACGCUCAGUUCGAGCUUCUUCAUCGACCAUCUUGCGCUCGUCAAGGAGUUACCCUCGACGUCGACGUCGACCAAGGCGCCGAGGAAAGCUUUUGUCACGUUGGGGGGGAUGAGGGGGUUCAUUGAUCAGUGAGUUUUGGAUAGACAUAGGGAUGUGCUAUGGGUUCAAGGCUGAUUUUAUGGGGCUUUGGUGUGAAGGAACGAGAUUGUGUUUGCGAGUCAUUGUCCACUUGACUCGACGCGGGAUUUGAACGAGCCCAAGGUGCUGAGGUCAGUUGGAGAUCCUCUCGUUUCGCCACCGAAAGAUUCUCAGCUGACCGGCAGCUCUACGCUCACCUCUAGCUCGAUUCUGCAUAGCCUUCAUCAAGACGUGACGAGUGCUUCGUACCCUUCCAUCUUUCUCAUCUCGACGAUCUCGAAACUCGCAAUCCCCCGACCUUCUUCCUCGAGAGGUGCAACGGUGGGCACAACGGGCGGUCGCUCCGUGCCUACCGGAUCGUCAACGAGCAGUCGACUCGCCGCUCUCUUCGCUAAACCGACGAAUGAUGAUCUCCCUCCUGUCGUUCCUGCACCACCUGGUUUGUUAUCCAGUACGACGACAUUGACAUCGGAGCAAUCCACACGGACAACCCCGACAUCGACGACGACGAGUCGACAUCAUCUAGACGUGUCGGUUUUGACGAUCGGCAAGGCCAUUCGCACCAAGGAGAUGCAAAAGGAUGUGCUCCGAGGUACGCUCGAUGGGAUCCGAAAGGGUCUCAAGUCGAUCGAAGGGUGUAACGAGAACGCCAUCAUCGAACGGGUCGUUGCGUUCGUCCAGAAGAUCAUUCCCAACCCUUCUACCACACCCGGCAUUAAUUCGACGUCGACCACCCCGUCGAUCGAGGAGAUUGCCGAGCUCUAUCAAGACCUCAGUGACGCGACGAGGGUCGAUCUAGGGCGAUCGAUCCGGACGAUGAUGAUAGCUUCGAAAGGGGGUGAUCAAAGCUUGUUCGGCGCUUCGGAUUUCGCGACCCUCGAAACGCGCGUCGACGAGGCCUUGGAACGUGUCGAACAACUUCUCACGAAUGUCUUGUACGAUCGAUUGUAUUCCCCUUCUCAAGCAUCGGACGCACAAGAGGACGACAAGUUGAGUUCGAGGAUUAGAGGUUUGCGAGCCAUGGACCUCUCACUGGAUCAUCUAGGCGUCGAUCUUGAUGCCCCUCAAGCGAACGAGGAAUGGGCCAAAGAACCUCGAACGAUGCGCAAGUCGUUGGAGGACGUCAUCAGUUUGGUCGGGAAGGAAUUGGAUCGAUUAUCAACUGAUGAAGAAGGGCUUCGAUCACCGAAAGCGAAACUGGGCAUAUUCGUGGGCGUUCAUCAAUUGAUCGUGGAUCAAUUGAGCGAGUUGCCGCCUGUGCCGUUGAAGAAGGACCUUUCGGUGAAUGCGGCUUCGGGACGGGGUGGGGAGGUCGAGAUGGAUGACGCGACGUCACUGAUGACGACGGGGAGUGAUUCGAGGUCGCUCUCACCUACUCGGGAGGUCGAGGAAGAUGAAGACUCGUUACUCAAAACGCCGACGGCGGCGACGCACAAGGCUGCAGAGAGGGACGGGCUUUCGCCUCCGGCGGUGCCAGAAAUGUCCCUUGCCGGGUCCGAGUUGGAACCAUCGGUAGAGGAGGCGCUUUCGUCGUCGGUCUUUGAUCUGAAGCCACCGAGGGAAACGACACCAACACCUGGAAGUGCGGCAUCGUCCAAACCUACCUCAAUCGUAGAAGAGAGGACGUCCACCGCCGCCUCUUCGUCCAAAGCGAGCUCAAUUCGAAGUCGAAAAGCCCCCGCCUCCUCAAGUGCGGAUCUGAUCCUCCCUCUCCUCAUCUACGCGACCCUCCAACACGAUCCCCCACUCCCAUCGCAUCUCAAAUACGCACAAAGGUUCCGCGCCGAGUCGUUGAUGCGCGGCGAAGCGAGUUACUGCGCGACCAACAUCCAAGCCGUCAUUGAAUUCCUCACGACCGUCGAGUUGUCCUCCCUAGGGAUGAUUGAACCCUCAGCUUCAACCAACAAGACCCCUCUCGAAUCCGGUUCCACGACGACCACAGGGGCAAAUUCCUUCCUCUCCUCCCUCAGUACCCGAACAUCCCGCGCGUCCUCGAUCUCCUCCCUUCGUAAAACCACUACCCAAACUCUCUCUCAACAAGUCACUUCUCGCGAACUCGACCAAUUCGUCGAUCAAGCCAAUCGAUCACUCGUCAACGUCGUAGGGAUGUUGUUCGGUCCGGGUGGGUUCGCACCCAAGACGAUUGAGGAUGUCAAGAGUGUAUUGGAUGGGGCGGGCAAUGCGGUCGCGAAGAAAGCUACGGGGGGUUAUUUGAGGAGGACGGGGAAGGGGAAUAAAACGGGGACGAAUCAGGUGGAGGAGAGUGAGACGUUGGGGGUUGGCUCAGAGGGGAUCAAGGAAGGGAAGGGAAGUGGGAAGGAGAGGGAGAUGGUCGAUUUCGUUCCGGGGGCAACGGACGAUUUGGAACAUCCAGUCGAGGACUACGUCGAACCUGAUCACAUGCAAGAGGUCGAAGCUGAACCGACGACGACGACGACGACGGGUACUAUUGCAAGUGAUCAACGUUCAAUCAGGAGUAUUUCUUCCAUUCUCCGAAGGGACGCAACGGACGAACGACCCUCGUUAGGCGAACGGAUCGCCAGUUUCCCAGGUUUGAGUCGAUUCGGAUCCUCCGGUGGGAACGGUGUUACAGGAGUGGAGAAACAAGCGACGAAUUCAUCAACGACGACUUUGGCGAGUUCAGGAGUCAAACCUUCUACAGGGGGUUUCUUCUCCUCCACUUUCGCGUCGACCAGUCCCUCGAGAUCCCGCAGAUCGACCCUCUCCAGCCUUAAUAACGUCGAAGGGAUCACCCCGAUGACAGCAGCAGCAGCCGCUGCCACAAUGGGUGUCCGUCCCGCUGCUCGGUUCUUGGGGAUCCAAGUGGAGGAGCUUAGGGUUGGUCAAGUGGGUGAAUUGUUGGAGGAGUAUCAGAGGUUGGCUAAAGCUUUUGUGGCGCUGCAAGAGGCUUCGAUGGGUGGGCGCCUGGAAGGGGGCAUGGGAGAGGUCGAAGAAGGGAUCUGA
This is a messenger RNA of Microbotryum saponariae, 6582 nucleotides long. The record is from the annotation of a GenBank genome assembly. NCBI's taxonomy places the organism in Eukaryota, Fungi, Basidiomycota, Microbotryomycetes, Microbotryales, Microbotryaceae.